AUGAUCACUCGGUUGGAAGGGGAGGAGUCGUCCUGGAAUUCUGACGAGUGGCAGCUCCCAGGAGGAACCUUUGAAGAACACGAAGAAUCUGACGUGAAGCCUCCAGAUUGGAGCACCCUGGGACUUUCCCUGCCCCCGCCCCCGCCGAGCUGGUGCAGGUGGCGCGGCAGGGGCGGAGCAGGCGGGGGCCGGGGCCGCUCCACCCGCGCCCACCCGGUUCCGGAGCCCGAGCGCCGGCUGGCGGCCACGCCGGGCGGAGCUUUCCGGGGGCGGGGCUUUCCGGGGGCGGGGCUUUCCGGGGCGGGGCUCGGCGGCCGGCUGCCCCGCCUCUUCGGCCCCGCGGGGGUGCUGGGGCGGCGGUUACCGGAAGAGGCUGCAGAGUUUUCGCGGCGGCGUGAGUCCGCACCCCGACCGCGUCCGGGCCAGCAGUUGGGGCGAUGUCACUCCACCGGCAGUCAGCGGAACGAGGGCGCUGUCUCCUCCCCCUCUCCCCUCUCCAGUUCCACAAACCAGGCCCCGGUGGUCCUUGGCCUGCCCAGCGCUCGGGCCGCGGGGGCCUGCGUGCGCGCCUGCCCGGCUGCCUGCGCCUGCAGCAGCGUGGAGCGCAGCUGCUCGGUGCGCUGCGACCGCGCGGGCCUCCUGCGUGUGCCGGACGAGUUCCCAUGCGAGGCAGCCUCCAUCGACCUGGACCGGAACGGCCUGCGCUUCCUGGGCGAGCGGGCCUUCGGCACGCUGCCGUCGCUGCGCCGCCUGUCGCUGCGCCACAACAAUCUGUCCUUCAUCACGCCUGGCGCCUUCAAGGGCCUGCCGCGCCUGGCCGAGCUGCGCCUGGCGCACAACGGCGACCUGCGCUACCUGCACGCGCGCACCUUCGCCGCGCUCAGCCGCCUGCGCCGCCUCGACCUGGCUGCCUGCCGCCUUUUCAGCGUGCCCGAGCGCCUGCUGGCCGAGCUGCCGGCCCUGCGCGAGCUCGCCGCCUUCGACAACCUGUUCCGCCGCGUGCCGGGCGCGCUGCGCGGCCUGGCCAACCUGACGCAUGCGCACCUCGAGCGCGGCCGCAUCGAGGCUGUGGCCUCCAGCUCACUGCAGGGCCUGCGGCGCCUGCGCUCGCUCAGCCUGCAGGCCAACCGCGUCCGCGCCGUGCACGCCGGCGCCUUCAGCGACUGCAGCGUCCUGGAGCACCUGCUGCUCAACGACAACCUGCUGGCCGAGCUGCCGGCCGACGCCUUCCGUGGCCUGCGCCACCUGCACACGCUCAACCUGGGAGGCAAUGCGCUGGGCCGCGUGGCGCGCGCCUGGUUCGCCGACCUGGCUGAGCUUGAGCUGCUCUACCUGGACCGCAACAGCAUCGCCUUCGUGGAGGAGGGCGCCUUCCAGAACCUCUCGGGCCUCCUUGCCCUGCACCUCAAUGGCAACCGCCUCACCGUGCUCGCCUGGGCCGCCUUCCAGCCCGGCUUCUUCCUAGGCCGCCUCUUCCUCUUCCGCAACCCGUGGCGCUGCGACUGCCACCUGGAGUGGCUGCGGGACUGGAUGGUGGGCCCUGGGCGCGUCACUGACGUGCCGUGCGCCUCCCCAGGCUCCGUGGCCGGCCUGGAUCUCAGCCAGGUGGCCUUCGGGCGCUCCUCCGAUGGCCUCUGUGUGGCCCCUGAGGAGCUGAACCUCACUGCAUCCAGUCCAGGCCCCUCCCCAGAGCCUGUGGCCACCACUGUGAGCAGAUUCAGCAGCCUCCUCUCCAAGCUGCUGGCCCCGAGGGCCCCAGUGGAGGAGGUGGCCAACAGCACUGGGGGGCUGGCCAACGCCUCGCUCUCUGACAGCCUUCCGGCCCACGGAGUGGGAGACUCGGGCCGCAAGACCACCUUUCUCCUCGCCUCUUGUCUCUUGCUCAGUGUGGCCUGGCACGUGGUGGUUGGCAUGCAGAUGGGCUGA
Molecule: messenger RNA, 1926 nt
Organism: Cynocephalus volans (Philippine flying lemur)
Lineage: Eukaryota; Metazoa; Chordata; Mammalia; Dermoptera; Cynocephalidae
Gene: NYX
Product: nyctalopin
Exons: 4
Coding region: 1-1926 (641 amino acids)
Cellular component (GO): extracellular matrix
Molecular function (GO): protein binding
Source: RefSeq, a predicted model, not a curated record